Molecule: messenger RNA, 980 nt
Organism: Nerophis lumbriciformis (worm pipefish)
Lineage: Eukaryota; Metazoa; Chordata; Actinopteri; Syngnathiformes; Syngnathidae
Product: calcium and integrin-binding protein 1-like
Molecular function (GO): calcium ion binding; magnesium ion binding
Source: RefSeq, a predicted model, not a curated record
UUUACUGACUCGCUAUGAUAUCACACCAGAAUACUCCCCAUCUUCUGUCACAGCAUAUUCAUGUUAAGGUCACACUUUAUUACCCUGCAACAAGAUAUUCACUGAUAAAUAAACUGCGUGUGUAGAAGCACGAACGGGUUAACGACAUACCGGAAGUGGGACACCAGUUGACUAUUUCGGAAAACUACAGGCGUUUUUAAAGUUAUUCGUCGGACACGACAAGAUGGGAACAACGGCGAGUCAACUUGGGAAAGAUUUGCUCUCAGAAUAUCAAGAGCUGACAUUUUUAACAAAACAAGAAAUUCUUCUGGCGCAUAAACGCUUCACUGAGCUGCUCAAGAAAGAAGAGCAAGAUGUUCCAAACGCUAGAGUGCCCAUGGAGAAGAUUCUCACCCUUCCAGAACUAAAGUCCAACCCUUUCGGAACGAGAAUCUGCCAUGUCUUCUCCACAUCAGAACUGAAAGAUGGAAGCCUUUCCUUUGAGGAUUUUUUAGAUCUUUUGAGUGCCUUUAGCGACUCUGCUACACUGGAAAUUAAGUCUCAUUACGCAUUCCGUAUAUUUGAUUUUGAUGAUGACGGAACUCUUGAUUGUGGGGAUCUGGAAAAACUGGUUAACUGCUUGACGGGAGAGACGGAUGACACAAGAUUAACCUCGGAGGAGAUGAGGCAGCUCAUCACCAAUAUUCUUGACGAGUCCGACAUCGACAAGGAUGGAACCGUGAACCUUUCAGAGUUUCAGCAUGUUAUUUCCAGGUCCCCGGAUUUUGUCAGUUCCUUCAAAAUUGUGCUGUGAAGACCUUCAGUCGACAACUGAAAAGGAUCAUCCACUUAUUCCAUUGUUUAAUUAGUCAUAUAAACCUGAUAUUUGCCUUAAAUUAUAUAUGUAUUUUAUUGACUUCUCUGCUGUUAAAUGUUAAUCACCAGGCCAGUGAUUUUUGAAAAAACUGUUCUUUAUAUUUCCAUAAAAAAGUUGAACAAAA